UGCUUCGGAGUGGGAAAGGUUUAUUUCAAAAGUUGAAGAAGUCUUGAAUGACUGGAAACUGAUUGGAAACUCUUUGGGAAAGCCACUUGAAAAGAUCCCAUCAUUUUGAAAGGCUUUCAGAUGUCCAAGUUAUGGCUCGUGGAUAUCUUGAUAUGAUGCUAGGAAUCACUUCUUUGCUAGCUCCUUUGGACAAAAGGAACAUCUUCAGGGUAUAUUUACUUCUGGCACAUGGGAAGAGAAAUCAGAUGAAAUUGCCUUUGCUGACUUCAUGUUUUCAGUCACUCAUCAUUAUCUUGUACAAGAAUCCAGCGAUAAAGAAGGAAAGGAUGAAUUAUUAGAAGAUGUUAUUCCACAAUCUAUGCAAGAUUUGCUAUGCAUGAAUAAUGACUUUCCACCAAGAGCGCAUUGCCUGGUAAGAUGGUAUGGACUACGUGAAUUUGUGGUGAUUGCUCCUGCUGCAAACAGUGAUGCUGUUCUCAGCGAAUCUAAGUGCAAUCUUCUUCUGAGUUCUGUUUCUAUUGCUUUGGGAAACACUGGCUGUCAGGUGCCACUCUUCGUGCAAAUACAUCACAAAUGGCGAAGAAUGUAUGUGGGAGAAUGUCAGGGCCCUGGUGUCCGAACUGAUUUUGAAAUGGUUCAUCUUCGAAAAGUGCCAAAUCAGUACACUCACUUAUCAGGUCUGCUGGAUAUCUUCAAGUCAAAGAUUGGAUGCCCUUUGACUCCGUUGCCGCCAGUUAGUAUUGCUAUCCGAUUGACCUAUGUACUUCAGGAUUGGCAGCAGUAUUUUUGGCCUCAGCAACCUCCGGAUAUAGAUGCUCUUGUAGGAGGAGAAGUUGGAGGCCUGGAAUUUGGCAAGUUACCAUUUGGUGCCUGUGAAGAUCCUAUUAGUGAACUUCAUUUAGCAACGACGUGGCCUCACCUGACUGAAGGGAUAAUUGUGGAUAACGAUGUUUAUUCUGAUUUGGAUCCUAUUCAAGCUCCCCAUUGGUCUGUUAGAGUUCGAAAAGCUGAUAAUCCUCAGUGUUUGCUGGGUGAUUUUGUCAGUGAAUUUUUUAAAAUUUGCCGUCGAAAGGAGUCAACUGAUGAGAUUCUUGGACGAUCCACAUUUGAGGAAGAAGGGAGAGAGAUUACUGAUAUAACUCAUGCUUUGUCAAAGUUGACAGAGCCAGCACCUGUUCCAAUUCAUAAAUUAUCAGUUUCAAAUAUGGUGCAUACUGCGAAAAAGAAAAUACAAAAACACAGAGGCGGAGAAGAGUCACCACUGAAUAAUGAUGUCCUGAAUACCAUUCUCUUGUUCUUAUUUCCUGAUGCUGCAUCUGAGAAACCACUAGAUGCAGCCACUUCUACAGACACCAAUAAUCCUCCAUCAGAGAGUGAAGAAUAUAAUCUCUACAAUCAGUUCAAAUCUGCACCAUCUGACAGUUUAACAUACAAAUUGGCUUUGUGUCUUUGUAUGAUCAAUUUCUACCAUGGAGGGUUGAAAGGAGUGGCACACCUCUGGCAGGAAUUUGUUCUUGAAAUGCGUUUCAGAUGGGAAAACAACUUUCUGAUUCCAGGAUUAGCAAGUGGACCCCCAGAUCUGAGAUGCUGUUUACUGCAUCAGAAACUACAGAUGUUAAAUUGCUGUAUUCAAAGAAAGAAGGCACGUGAUGAGGGGAAGAAGACCAGUAACUCAGAUAACAUGACUAACACAUAUCCAGGGAAUGCUGGAAGAACUGGAGACCAGUUGGGGUCAGAUAAUCUGAAAGAUACAGAUAAGGAAAAGGGAGAGGUGGGAAAAUCUUGGGAUUCCUGGAGUGACAGUGAAGAAGAAUUUUUUGAAUGCCUAAGUGAUACUGAAGAACUUAAGGGAAAUGGACAAGAGAGUGGCAAAAAAGGAGGACCUAAGGAGAUGGCAAAUUUAAAGCCAGAAGGACGUCUCCUUCAGCACGGGAAGCUCACACUGCUUCAUAACGGAGAGCCUCUCUACAUUCCAGUGACCCAGGAACCAGCUCCUAUGACAGAAGACCUGCUAGAAGAGCAGUCUGAGGUUUUAGCUAAAUUAGGCACAUCGGCAGAAGGGGCUCACCUCCGAGCACGCAUGCAGAGUGCCUGUUUGCUCUCAGAUAUGGAGUCUUUUAAGGCAGCUAACCCAGGUUGUUUCCUCGAAGAUUUUGUGAGGUGGUACUCACCCCGGGAUUAUAUUGAAGAGGAGGUGAUGGAUGAAAAGGGCAAUAUGGUUCUGAAAGGAGAACUGAGUGCCCGGAUGAAGAUCCCAAGCAAUAUGUGGGUAGAGGCCUGGGAAACAGCUAAGCCAAUUCCUGCUAGAAGGCAGAGGAGACUUUUUGAUGAUACGCGGGAAGCAGAAAAGGUGCUACACUACCUGGCAAUCCAGAAACCUGCAGACCUUGCUCGGCACCUGUUACCUUGUGUGAUUCAUGCAGCUGUUCUCAAGGUAAAAGAAGAAGAAAGUCUGGAAAACAUCUCCUCAGUUAAGAAGAUUAUAAAGCAGAUAAUAUCCCAUUCCAGUAAAGUUCUGCACUUCCCCAAUCCAGAAGACAAGAAGUUGGAAGAAAUCAUCCUUCAAAUUACUAAUGUGGAAGCUACAAUUGCUAGAGCCCGGUCACUGAAAGCCAAGUUUGGAACUGAGAAAUGCGAAAAAGAGGAGGAAAAGGAAGAUUUAGAAAGGUUUGUGAGUUGCCUUUUGGAGCAGCCUGAAGUGUCAGUCGUAGGUGCAGGACGAGGACAUGCUGGCCGGAUCAUUCGCAAGCUGUUUGUGAAUGCUCAGAGGGCCCCAAUUGUGGCUCCGCCAGAGGUGGAAUUGAAGAAAAUGGACUCCGCAGAAGAAAGAAGGCAGAACUCCUCGUCAGACUUCCCACCCCCUGCUGGCCGGGAACUCAUUUUGCGCACCACCGUGCCCCGCCCUGCCCCUUACUCCAAAGCUCUGCCCCAGCGGAUGUACAGUGUUCUCACCAAGGAGGACUUUAGACUGGCAGGUGCCUUUUCAUCAGAUACCUCCUUCUUCUAAUGCUUUUAGUGUUCCCUCAUUUGUGGCUUCAGAGACAGCGCCGCCCCCUUCUGUGGGAGGGAGGGUGUGCCAGUCAGAACCUGAGAGUCACGGAGAGGGCCCCUUCCAGUCAACGAGCGGGAAUCAUACCAGCAUCGGAGAGACUUUCCAGUGCCCAGCUUGGGCUCUGUUAUAUUUUGAUGAGGGCAGAGGGAGUGGGUUGUGCUAUCAAAAGAUGUCUGCCCCUUGUAUAUGGUGGGGAAAAAACCACAGUAGGUCUCUUUAUGCAGUCUGGUGGCAUAGUGUUCGUUAUUUUUCCUGACUAUCCUCUAGGUUAUUGCCUUGGAUUUGUAGUCUGUGUAAACACUUAAUGGUUAUAUUUAUUAUUAUCAAGUAUGCAAAGUAGAGUAUCUGUUAAUUCAGAUUUCUGGAUAUUUUGGUGGUAGCUUCUAUUCUCAGAAUUCGUUUUUAAAAUACUAAGUGACAUUCUGUUUAUUCAGUCACCUGGUGGUCAUCUUUAUUGUACUAAUUAACUUUUGAUGAGCAUUUUGAAUAUUCUAGGGGAAAGUGUAGAAUUUCAUAUAGUUUGUGUUUUUCCACAUAAUUGUGACCUAAAUGUAUUCCUCUGAUAGAACUGUAUAUUAAAAGUGACUGUAAAUUAGUUUUAUAUAUAUCUUGUAAGAUUUAUUUUCUCUUAAUUUGUUUUGUCUUGCUGUGUAAGAUACCAGGUUGCAAACUGUUCCUCUCUUGCUGUAGAGUAUGCAUUCCUUCCUUGUUACUGGCUGGAUGCCCGUAUUUAAGGAAGCAGAGAUGAGCACAUGCUAAAACACAGCCCUGGUACAACAGAGAUUAUCAGGCCGUUAUUGUCAUUUGGUACGUGUGCUAGCGUAGUGAGUGAAGGGUUAUUUUGCUUUUGUAUUUUAGUUAAAAUCCAGAGGGACGUGUAGCACCCAAUAUAAAGAUAACCGUAACAUAUUUCUAGUUAUGUGAGAACCAAGAUUUAUUAUUGAGUCUAUGUUGCUAUAUGGCCUCUGUUCGGUAAUCUUAAAUCGAUUUUUUUGGUGUAAAAUUCCCACUUUAAUCCAAACUUAAAAGUGGUCAUACUGAAGCAUAAAUCUUGCCUGUGUAACUUAAAAGAAUUAAUAGAGCUGUGUAAAAUCUGUACUGUAUUAUUUUUUGUAAAAUUAAAAAUGUAUAUACAUAUGUAUGUGUGUGUGAAGUCGGGGAGGCCCUGGUUGAUUACCUCCUGGCCUUCACAGUGCUGUUCUCUGAGAUGCUGGCCUUUAUUACAACUGGUCAACUAUAUAUGGGCGCAGGCCUGAGAAUUGAGUGCUGUACCAAAUGCUGAAAGAAAUUGAAGAGCAAGUAGAAGACGUAUCUUUCAAGGACAGAGUUUCUCUGCUUUCUAAUGAGAAAGUUAAUAACAAAGACAAAAUAUACAAAGGAGAGAUUGGACUUUAAAAUGGCUUCAUAAAUCUAAUAAAAAGGAGAGUAUUGCUUUCUGUGGCUAA
Molecule: messenger RNA, 4497 nt
Organism: Loxodonta africana (African savanna elephant)
Lineage: Eukaryota; Metazoa; Chordata; Mammalia; Proboscidea; Elephantidae
Gene: RAB3GAP1
Product: RAB3 GTPase activating protein catalytic subunit 1
Exons: 24
Coding region: 269-3007 (912 amino acids)
Biological process (GO): positive regulation of GTPase activity
Molecular function (GO): GTPase activator activity
Source: RefSeq, a predicted model, not a curated record